This is a messenger RNA of Zymoseptoria tritici IPO323, 864 nucleotides long. RefSeq lists its product as uncharacterized. The record is from RefSeq and is a predicted model, not a curated record. Lineage: Eukaryota; Fungi; Ascomycota; Dothideomycetes; Mycosphaerellales; Mycosphaerellaceae. The transcript has 4 exons. The coding region runs from base 1 to 864 and encodes 287 amino acids.
AUGUCUUCUCACCAGGAGAUCAUUGAUGCGCUCACUGCAUUCUACAAGCAAGUCACCAAGCAUCUCUCUCUCGAUGAAGUGGCACUGAAGGAGGCGCCGGCGCAAGGCUGGAACAUUGACGCAGCCGCGCUGCAGUAUGGCGGGAAGACUGAAGCGGUACUCAAAUUGCUUCAGCACAUUCCGUAUCUCGAGGUUGCAGAAGGAGGCGACAGUCCGGCGAUCUGGGACGACACGGUCCCAAUCGACUACCGCACGAAGAAGAGAUCUUUCAUGGACGACGUCAACCGACUCCCGGAGCAUUGCGUCUAUCUCACCGAAGGCAUCUUUCAGGACGGCUUUUCACUCAUCGUGGACACCGAGAAAGGCACCAUUACGGAGUACAGCAUCCUGGACAGGAACGUCACGGCUGAUCCUGAUGAUUUCGAAAUGAUGCCGGACAGCGAGAAGUGGCGUGGCCAUCGCACACUCCCUGCGGCAGAACUUCUUGGACUGUGGACCAGCAUGUUCGCCCGUCUUGUCAAAAUGCUAGUUCCAAACAUCUCCUCCACUCCGCGCACGGGAAUCGUGCGCACUCGAGUGCCCAUCCGCAACGAAGCCGAAAUGCAGGCCAAAGACACCGACGAGCUCGAAGAGUGCCAUCCGAGCGAGGAGGAGCUUCAAGAAUCUACCAGAAGAACCAAGAACGAGUCGCUGCGACAGCUGCAGAUGGAUCAACGCCGCCACAUCGCUGACGUCUACAACUCCUUUCUGCGUCACGGUUGGAAUAAAGACUUCGACAAGGAAGCCUGCAGAGUCGAAGUCACGAAGUUGGAAGAACAGAACUUCGCGAAAGAGAUGGCUCAUGCAGAUCCGCAGGGAUCCUGA